AUGCAGUACGUUGGCAGAGCUAUUGGUUCUGUUUCCAAGACAUGGAGCUCGAUCAAUCCGGCCACAUUGUCUGGUGCUAUUGACGUCAUAGUCGUUGAGCACGAGGAUGGAGAGCUCUAUUGUUCCCCCUUCCAUGUUCGUUUCGGCAAGUUCCAAUUACUUCGUCCGUCGCAAAAAAAGGUGGAAAUUAAAGUCAACGGUGAAUCUACUGAUAUUCCAAUGAAAUUAGGAGACGGCGGCGAGGCUUUCUUUGUGUUUGAGACUCAUGCCAAAGUUCCCCGGGAGCUGCAGACUUCCCCCGUGAUAAGCCCUGCAUCUUCUCCCAGCAGCAGUCCCAAGGGUCAGUCAUCUACCGAAUUGAGCAGCAGAGAUGACGAACCGGACUAUCUAGAUAUUGGGGAAGGAGCUCAAGAGGCUGGUGCCACCGAUGGACUUACAGAUAUGAUUGACAGAAUGGACAUCAACUCCUCAAAGAAUAUUCACAAAUCAAAUACAGUCUCUUCAUUUGAACGUGCCAAGAAGUUAUCUGGUAAACUAACCAAAAAGAAUAUACCAAGUACUGUGGACGCCAAUGGUGAUGUGCUACUCGACACACAUGGAUACAAGAGUGACGAUAAAGACAUACAUAACUCUGAUCAGGUGGUCAAACAGCUUCUAGCCGAUGAAUUUGGGCCAGAUGCCGACUUGGACUCUCUUGUUGAUAGAGAUCUUCAUGGAAACAUACGUAUUUUGAGUAACAUGGUGACUUCAGACGAUGGUAUGGAUAAAGAUAGACCGACAGAUGUGAUUACAAGCGACAAUUCAUCCGAAAUCUCACCUUCCUCAUCGGCCUCGCUUGGAGAAAUGACAAGUGAUUUUGAGGAUACAGAUGCUGCAUCAAACUCUUCUCAUGGGACCGGUUCUUCAGGGAAUAGAGCUGUUUAUUUCAGGACACUUAGAUUGACAUCCGAACAAUUAAAGUGCCUCUCAUUGAAAAAAGGUCAAAACACCAUCGAGUAUUGCGUGAAUAAGGGAAAAUCAGUUAUUACUGCGAAUCUGUACUUGUGGAAAUGGAACGUUCCCAUAGUGAUUUCCGAUAUUGACGGUACUAUCACUAAAUCGGAUACACUUGGACAUUUCUUUACCAUGCUAGGUAAAGAUUGGACUCAUGAGGGCGUUGCUAAGCUAUUCAGCGACAUUGGUAACAAUGGAUACAAUAUAAUGUACUUGACGGCUCGUUCCGUAGGACUUUCUGAUAUGACGCGAUCCUACUUGACAGGGGUAUUUCAGGACAGAUACAAGCUGCCACUGGGACCCGUGGUAUUGUCGCCUGAUAGAACAAUGGAGGCCCUUAAAAGGGAAAUUGUUUUGAAGAAACCUCAGGUGUUUAAGAUGGCUUGCUUGAAUGAUAUUGAGCAGUUGUACUUCCCUCAAAAUACCGAUACUGCUGAAAACGAUGCAGCAAUCAAUUCGCAAUUCGGAUUCUACGGCACGGUGGAGAGCAACGAGUUGGAUGACCCACCAUCAGCAUUUACAGAUAUUGAUACAAGUACACCUGACACAGGAACUGCCAAUACUGAAGCCAUGACAGGAACAGAUAUAUUAGAAAGUGCUAGGUCUAAGACAUCUAAUAUCUCUUCUACUUCAUCAUCAAAUCAGGGAAAGGACCUUAAGACACCGUUUUUUGCAGGCUUCGGUAAUAGGAUUACUGAUGCGUUAUCUUACAGAAGUGUGGGUAUUCCAUCUUCUCGUAUCUUUACGAUCAACCCUGACGGUGAAGUUCAUCUGGAGCUUCUAGAGAUGGCAGGAUACAAGUCAUCUUACGUUUCCAUUGGAGAAUUAGUGGACCAGUUUUUUCCACCUGUCAGCAUUUCCAGGAGGAAUAAAGGAGCUGAUAUUGUUGGGAUUAACAACACAUCAAAUCAAUUUAGUGACGUUAAUUUCUGGAGAAAUCCCGUUCCCAAUCUAAGUGAUCUAUCUGAGGAUGAAAGUUAUAGCGAUAAGGGAGACGAUCCCGGAGAAAAAAGACCAGAGACAUAUGGACGGCCACCUAGUAAUGGAGAUGCCAGCAGUAUUGGUUCAAUGAGCCCGAGAUUGAAAUCAUUGUUCGGUCGAUCGGAGGAACAAGAAGGAGGAAAUCAUGAAGAUGAGACAAUGAAAGACCCAAAAUUGACUGAAAAGCGAAAUGAAGAAGAAGGACAAGGGGCAGAAGAAGAUGAAGAAGAAGAAGAUGAUCUGGAUGAGGAUCCUGAUUACAUUUACGAUGAUGAAGUUGAUUAUGAUGAUGAGGAAGGAGACGAAGAGACGACCGACGUUGAGGAUGAAGAUAUUCCAGAUGACGACUUGCAGAAUGAAGAAGAAUCAAAUCGCCGGCCAGAACGAAAAUCUGUGGGUUUAGGACUCACAGGAGAUGGAACCAGUUCGCCCGCAUCAAUAGUGGUGGAUCCGACGAACAUUGAAGGCACUUUUAUUGGACCCCAGGAUAAGGGAAAGGGUCACAUAUAA
Messenger RNA from Brettanomyces nanus, 2484 nucleotides. RefSeq lists its product as uncharacterized. The transcript has a single exon. The record is from RefSeq and is a predicted model, not a curated record. Gene Ontology annotation, molecular function: phosphatidate phosphatase activity. Gene Ontology annotation, biological process: fatty acid catabolic process; triglyceride biosynthetic process. Lineage: Eukaryota; Fungi; Ascomycota; Pichiomycetes; Pichiales; Pichiaceae. The coding region runs from base 1 to 2484 and encodes 827 amino acids. Gene Ontology annotation, cellular component: nucleus.